AAACAUAAGGUUUGCCGAGUUGUCGUCAUUUGAUAUCAGUCCCUUCCCUUGCAUUUUACUCGGAUCUGGAUAGUCGUAUAAAAAAGCUCAAUCAAGCAUGUCUAGAAAGACUGUCAAGAGGAAACUUAGUGCAGCAGAGGACACUAUAGGAAGAGGUUUAUUGGAAAUUAGUAGAACGAGUAAAGGAGCCGCUCUACCAAAUCCGUCAAAUACACUACCUCUAGAACUCAUCAAGCACCUUCCAAAAGACCUCUACGAAACGUUUUCAGAUUCUUCAAGUGAAAAUCUCCCCACGGAUUCCGACAACAACAGGAGGAAGCUUCUCCAAGCGGUGGAAGAGAUGUUCACUGACCUGGAGCAUUACAAUACAAUUCUUCUUCAACAAAAGAAGAUAGAUCGAUUACCACCAGCUCGAUCACUGCAAGAUCUUCAAGACCAGAAUCCCAAGCUGAUGGGCUGGAGGAAGAAGCACGUCUCACUAGAUCCUUGUGUUUGUCCGCCCAAGUGUCCUCCCAAGGGUCUACGUUGGCUCCUUGAUUUAUUUGGCGAGGAGCCGACCCCAGAGGAACAAGAUCAGGGAGCUGGAAGAAGAGUGAAAAAGAGCAAAGUACUUCUCAAACUGCUUAUCCUCGUUGUCCUUGCCUUGGUUCCUACAGGUUCCAUAGUAGUACUAUACGUCAUUCCGAAUACAUACGGGCGAUUAGGCGCCAUCUUUGGUGGAUCUAUCAUUUUGAUUACUGGACUCGCGAUGUCGAAAUCAACGGAAAAGAAGGAUGUGUUGGCUUAUAUGGUUGGUCUUGCAGCGAUACAAGUCGUUUUCGUAGGUUCAGUCAUUGAAAACAAGUAAGACCAGUCAUGGUGAGUGAUAUAUGGGAAUGCGCGGAGCAUGUGUUGACUCAUGCGCUUUGAAUUUGAGGCACCUUGUAGAUGACAGUGGAAAAUUAAAGAAGGAAGAAUAUUCUUGGAGCUUCAACGAACUUCCAAGUAGAUGUUGACAUCGAUGGAUAUCAAUACUUCCCUCCUCUUCUUACAACCGGCUCACUCACUUGUACAGUGUCCUCAAAAGUCUACCGCAAU
Messenger RNA from Aaosphaeria arxii CBS 175.79, 1077 nucleotides. RefSeq lists its product as uncharacterized. Bases 98 to 847 code for a protein of 249 amino acids. The record is from RefSeq and is a predicted model, not a curated record. The transcript has 4 exons. Lineage: Eukaryota; Fungi; Ascomycota; Dothideomycetes; Pleosporales.